Messenger RNA from Lotus japonicus, 468 nucleotides. RefSeq lists its product as uncharacterized. The coding region runs from base 1 to 468 and encodes 155 amino acids. The transcript has a single exon. The record is from RefSeq and is a predicted model, not a curated record. Gene Ontology annotation, molecular function: nucleic acid binding; RNA-DNA hybrid ribonuclease activity. NCBI's taxonomy places the organism in Eukaryota, Viridiplantae, Streptophyta, Magnoliopsida, Fabales, Fabaceae.
AUGGAGAGGGUGGCAGCGCUCCAAUCACUGCCUCGACCUGCUGUUGUACAUCGCCCAACGUUGGAUGAAAACUUGACGUGGAGGAGGCCAGCUCCGGGUUGGAUUAAGAUCAAUUUUGAUGCCUCCGUGCGCAGGUCCAUUGCAGCGUUUGGUUUGGUGGCGAGAGAUGAGGAUGUCAAGGUUCUUGCGGCGACUACUUUAGCUCCGGUCAUGAUGCAAUCCGCAGGUUUAUCCGAGGCUCUUUGUCUCCGUUGGGCGACGUGGUUAUCAAUUGACCUUGGCUUCCGUACAGUUUGUUUUGAAACAGACUCCCUUCAGUUGUUCCCGUGGUGGCGCCGUCGAAGCCGAGGUCAUUCCUAUUUGGAUCUAAUUAUUUCUGAUUGUCGUUCACUUUCUUUUUCUUUUAAAAACAUGGAUGUAUCUUGUGUUCGUCGUUCCGGCAAUAGUGCCGCAGAUUUCUUGGCCUAA